UUUUUUUGCAAAAAUUGCUACUCAGUAUUUAGCUUUUGAAAAAUGUGUUUAAAAAUUAAGUAGUUGCUAUUUUCACUGAUAAGAUAAAUUUUACAUCCGUUGAGAGCGAUUGUCAUAUUAUAUUUUUCCUUGCACGAAACAUGACUACCUAUCAGAAAUAUUUAAAUUUAAUCCAACAAUUUACUAAGGACGAUGUGAUACAAUGUUUCAAAACAAAUGGAUACGGCGAAUUCGAGGAGAUUUUAAUUCAAAUGGAAAUUAUCGACGGGGAAAAACUUUUGAGAUUAACUGAAUUAGAUGUGAUUAAAUGGAAAUUAGAAGCAGCGUCAAAAAGAAAACUGUGGUCAUUUGUGGCAAAACUGAAAGAAAAUCCUGAAAACUACCUUCAACUCCCCCAAGAGAAACCAAAACCACCAAACUUAAUCAGACGACAAAGUAUUAUGACUGAAAAACCUGAUUUCAAGGAAAGAUUAGAACAAGUAAUUUUGAUUAAUGCACCCAGCGAACCCCAAAAACCACCCAUCUCACCACGGAAACCAACCAUAGAUGAAGUGACUGAAGAAAAUGAGACUGUUGCAACAAAUCUGAACGAAAAAACUGAUCAAGAAUGUCGACAAUUGCCAACACCACCCAAAGAAACCUUAAACGAACCUGAAUUUUAUGAACAAAUAGAAAACGAAGAGUGUCCAAAACCACCCGAGGAACUGGUUACAAAAAUGAAAGAAGAAGAACCCCAAAUUUAUGACGAAGGUGGAUAUUUAAAACCUUCUGCACAAUUCAGAAGGACUCUUUCAGAAAGACCUCCAUUGGCUUUGCCAAGACAAAAUAUCAACGAACACAAUGCACAAAAAAGUGCAGAUAAACCACCUGCUCUCCUUCCACGAGUUACAGAAAACAAAUGGAAGAAACCAGACCAAACUGUAAUUUCGCAGAACCAAACAGAAGAAGACGUUGAAGAAGCCACCUACGAAGCUGUAGAAGAAUCCAAGGAGAAGACCACCACACAGAAACUACCAAAUUAUGAACCUGGUACCUUCGCAAAAAUCUUCGGUAGUAUAUUUAAAACAAACAAGAAAAAUCCCAGUGUGGAACCAACAACAAAGUCCUUAGAACGCCCAAGAAAGAAUUCAGAAUCGCCUAAACCUGAGAGAUCUUUACGAAACAGGCCGCUACCUGAGCUACCAAAACGAGAAUUGAAUGAAAACAACCCAAAAUCCACCCGGAAGACUUCUCUUUAUGUUGAAACCAAAGCUCCAGAGGAAGUGAUAUUGAGAUCAAAAUCAGAAAAUAAUCUACUAACUGAAGAAAAUGCAACUUAUGGAAAUGCUGAGGUGGAACCAAUAAAGCUUAAACCCGAAAGUUAUGAACAGUUUUGCCCCACAGACGACCCCAAAUUGCCACUACCACUGCCCCCAAACACUUUACCUAACAUUCCAUUAGAUCCAGCAGAACUAAGGGAAAAUAGCGAGAGCGAAGAGGAGGAAGGAGAAGAGUACGGAAACUACGUAUUCAACAUCAACGACGACCCCUUCUACCGAAACACCGACAGGAGAGGCGCCAGACAACUCCUGCAAGACCUCGAAGACGGUGCUUUCCUCUUCCGACCCAGUAGACGCUUUUUCCUCACAUUGUCGUUAAAAUACAAGGGGAAAUACUUCAAUCUGGGCUUUGAGAGACGGCUAAACAACAAAAUUUGUCUCAACACAGAAAACGAAAGUUUGUCUCCUGAAUUCGCAACGCUCGCUGAUUUCGUAGAGUAUUUUACUACAAAACAGUUGACGUUUCAACAUCAAGGCCAAAUUGUGGGUCUCUACUUGAAAAAAAUCCUACCACGAGAACUGUUUUAGUGCUUACGAAUAAUUUAAUAGUUUUUUAUCGUUUUGUAAUGAAAUAUUGCUUUCAAUAAACUCAAAGCAUUUUUAGUGUA
Molecule: messenger RNA, 1927 nt
Organism: Tribolium madens (black flour beetle)
Lineage: Eukaryota; Metazoa; Arthropoda; Insecta; Coleoptera; Tenebrionidae
Product: proteoglycan 4-like
Exons: 5
Coding region: 141-1847 (568 amino acids)
Source: RefSeq, a predicted model, not a curated record